Staurois parvus is the source of this 504-nucleotide messenger RNA. NCBI's taxonomy places the organism in Eukaryota, Metazoa, Chordata, Amphibia, Anura, Ranidae. The record is from the annotation of a GenBank genome assembly.
GACGAGUAUCUGUCCCAGGUCCAGCAACUCGUAUUAACCCCCGCAUUACCACUUCACGAGUGCCUGUCCCAGGUCCAGCAACUCGUAUUAACCCCACUUGACAAAUGCCUGUCCCAGGACCCUACAUUCACUAUAUCUGGUCUCCCUGGACCCUGCAUUCACUAUAUCUGGUCUCCCAGGACCCUGCGUUCACUAUAUCUGGCCUCCCCAGACCCUGCAUUCACUAUAUCUGGUCUCCCAGGACCCUGCAUUCACUAUAUCUGGUCUCCCCGGACCCUGCAUUCACUAUAUCUGGUCUCCCCGGACCCCGCAUUCACUAUAUCUGGUCUCCCCGGACCCGGCCUUCACUAUAUCCGGUCUCCCCAGACUCUGCAUUCACUAUAUCCGGUCUCCCCGGACACUGCAUUCACUAUAUCUGGUCUCCCCAGACCCUGCAUUCACUAUAUCCGGUCUCUCCCGGACCCUGCAUUCACUAUAUAUGGUCUCCCCAGACCCUGCAUUCAC